AUGGAGGAUCCCGAGAAGAAGCUGAAUCAGAAGAGUGAUGGCAAACCCCGGAAAGUGCGAUUUAAAAUCUCCUCCUCCUACAGUGGUCGAGUGUUGAAGCAAGUCUUUGAGGACGGGCAGGAAUUAGAGUCUCCACAGGAAGAAUAUCCUCACAGUUUUCUCCAGGAGUCCCUUGAGCCAAUGGAUGGUGUUUACCGGUCUGGGGAAGACCCCAAACCCCAACUGUAUGCCCCAAAGCUGGCUGCUCAGAGGAUCAGUGUGUUUAGAGAAGGAAAUGCCUAUACUUUGGCGGGCAGCCAGCCUCUGUUCAACAAUUACAAGGCGAAUGACCAUAAGCCCCCACCUAUUAUAGAUUUUGGAAAGAUAAUCAUCUACACAAAUAACCUGAAAAUCAUUCGAACCCCAAUGGACAAGAAAGACUUCAUGAGGAAAAUUCUCCAGAAGGAAGAGGAGGCUGAGGAAGAGUCUCUGAUGAGCAAAGACAGCUAUGGAGACAGGGACCAGGACGACAGGCCUUUGCUGGAGACGGAAAGCACAUUCCCCCAUAACCAGUAUACACAGGAAGGGGAGCUUCCUGAUGACAACUGCUUUCACUGCCGAGGGUCUGGCAGUGCCACCUGCUCUCUGUGCCACGGCAGCAAGUUCUCCAUGCUGGCCAACAGAUUUAAGGAGUCCUAUCGGGCCCUGAGGUGCCCUGCCUGCAAUGAGAAUGGCCUGCAGCCUUGCCAGAUUUGCAAUCAAUAG
This is a messenger RNA of Cynocephalus volans (Philippine flying lemur), 744 nucleotides long. It is a transcript of the gene GRXCR2, whose product is annotated as glutaredoxin and cysteine rich domain containing 2. The record is from RefSeq and is a predicted model, not a curated record. Bases 1 to 744 code for a protein of 247 amino acids. Gene Ontology annotation, cellular component: stereocilium shaft; stereocilium base; microvillus. Gene Ontology annotation, biological process: sensory perception of sound. The transcript has 3 exons. Lineage: Eukaryota; Metazoa; Chordata; Mammalia; Dermoptera; Cynocephalidae.